AUGUACGCUGCAGCCUCGCGGAGAAUCUGUGUCACUGACGGGAGCGUUGGACCAAUUGUAGGAAGCGGUGGGUCGGACUCGAUCGGCGACCUCAUCAGACCCAAAUCGACCCCCCCAAUAAUGACUGCGCGCAAGAUCGCGACCCCAGACGGCCCACCCCAGAUCAACCGCCCGAAGAUUCGCUUCUCGGUCGAUGCGAAUGCACCGACGGAAGAGCCUCGGCAUGGAAUGGAUUCGAUCUCUCGGAGCACUCUACUGGGUGACGGCGACCACCUCUAUACUUCUGGACUACGUCGUAUCCGACAACAAGCCAGCGGUCCCCAAGGAUUCAUGAUCCCCUCUCGCUCCCCAUCGGUCGCCUCCACCCGUGUCAACUCGUUGUCGCUACCCGGAACCACCUCCACCUUGGGCUCCUGCGAGGAUCUCGCCAGGUUUCCGUCCGAGUCGCUUCACUCCUUCUCGUUUGCGAACCAGUCCGAAGAUCUCAUCCACAAUAGACAGAAUAUCCUGAAGCGGAGCAUCGAAUUCAUGAGAGACAAGCUGGGAUGGGGUACACGGUCUCCGCUGAUAGCCACCGCACAGGCAAAAAUGGAUGGGAACGGCGCCGAGGUUGAGAGCAUGAUGGAGCUUCUGCGCAGGGCGGACAUGGUUUCGGAGGAGAAGACGCCGAUGCUCACCGGGCCUGUCACUGGACCCGCUGGAGUUGACAGCAAUCCGUUCGAACAGAGUUUCGCGAAACCUAAAGCUCCAACACGGCUUGACACUAGAGUCUCGGACGUCGCCCAUAUAUCAGACUCCCCCAUCGACGCGGACUCAGCAGAAACAUCCAGAUCCAACACUGAAUCGGACAAUACUGGUCGCACUACCCCACCUCCCUCCGAGCGGCCCAGCCUGAGACGUACCUACACCGACACAACCACCCUAGCGCUCGAAUCCAGGCUGUACGAAGCUCUGGCUCAACCGUAUCUAGCUUCGGAAGUUGCUGGGGCUAACAACGGUCCACGCGCGGCGAUCCGGAAAUCCUCCGUACACGGACACACGAGCCGCUAUCAGCCCCCCGCACAAGCUAUCUUCACAACGGAAGCACAAAGUCCGUGGACGAUCCUCGCGGCAAACGAUUUGGCUUGCCUCGUCUUUGGAGUCACCAUGGCUGAAGUCCGGAAGAUUGGUAUCAUGGAAGUCGUGAAAGAGGAGAGGAGAGGAUGGCUGUCAGCAAAGCUGAACUCUGGCGAGAAUACAUCGACUUCGUUUCCGUACCCGCACAGUCAACAUGGUACGCCGCGUUCGACACCGCGUUCGACUGGCGUCAUGUACCAGGGGGCCCAGAGGACCAAAUCGGACAUGUUCUACACUGGACUUCCGAUGGCUGCCCGUGCCAAGGCGCAGGAGCCGAAGGUCAAAGUUAAUCAGAAUCGAGGGGUUAUCCUUUGCGGAGAUGUUGUGCCGAUUCAGAAGCGUAAUGGUAAUACAGGGGCUGCCAGUCUCUGGGUCAAAGAAAAGCGGGGAGGGUUGAUUUGGGUUUUGGAGGAAGUUAGUGAGGAUCUAGCCUUCGUUUAUACAUCCCAGCGGGACGAGGAUAACGUGGACAUUGUUACUCGGUCUGAGGGCAGCUUGAGCAACAUUUUUGGAGACGCGUACCUUGCCGCGCCAGGAGCCUUACUGCGCAACUUGCUUCCUACCCUUCCAAGAAUGGACGACGGCAGCAUCGAUUUCGAGAAGACAACGGUGGUGCAUCAGUUUACGGUUGCGAGUGCCACCGGAGCUAAGAUUCCCUGUGGUGUCGAACCGAUUCCAGGACACAGAGGACUGCGAAUCUCAUCCUUCCCCCACAUUGCUGGAAUCAUGGUUCUCUCUGCGUCUUCACUCAAAAUCGCCAGUGCCAACGCUGUUUUUGCGGCGGCACUGCUCGGUCAUCUAGAUCCUAUCGGUCUAUCGAUCUCGGAGCUCAUCCCCAACUUUGAGAAGAUGCUGGACUACUUGACCAACGAGGAGCACAUCAGCUUGGUCGAUGGGAUGGUUGUACCCGAGCACUCGUUCCGUAAAGCGAAUUCGAUCCUUUCCCUUCGGGAAAACAAGAGCGGCGACGCGAUGUCUACGUUCUCGGUUCCGGGCGGAGUCAUCGCGAGACAUCGCGAUGGAUCGGAUAUUCACGUUGACGUGCAAAUGAGGGUGGUGAUCUCGGAGUACCGGGAUGAGGACGCUAUUGCGGACGAUUCCGAUACCGAGGACGAGGACGAGAUAGAAGACAAGACGGAGACGGUCUAUGCUCUGUGGAUCACGUAUUCGAAGCAUCUGCACGUUGCAUCGGCGACUAAUGAUCCCCUUUCGCUCGAGCUGAACCGACCAAUCACCCCGCCGAAAGCUCCGAGCCCUGGGCAGCCCGAUACUCCUCCCGCCCUACCUACUCCGGGCCCGGAAACCCCAGGGAAGGAACUAUCGAAGCAACUCCAUCAGUCUCCGACCCCGCCUAGCUCCGAGGAUGAACUUAACACGUCGUCAAAGGGUGCCAACCGGAAAGCCGCUUCCCCGACUCCAGUUGUGGCCAAACGGAAGAAGAACAUUCAAGACUUCGUCAUCCUUGAGGAUAUGGGCCAGGGAGCGUACGGCCAGGUCAAACUGGCCAGAUACAAGCGGAAAGACAUGAAGCGGGUCGUUCUCAAGUACGUUACGAAGCGGCGGAUUCUCGUCGAUACAUGGACCCGAGACCGGCGACUUGGGACGGUGCCCCUCGAAAUCCACGUUCUCGAUUACCUCGGACGGGACGGGCUCAAGCACCCCAAUGUUGUCGAGAUGACUGAUUUCUUCGAGGACGAUGUCAACUACUAUAUCGAGAUGGUGCCGCACGGAUUGCCGGGAAUGGAUUUGUUCGAUUACAUAGAACUGAAGGUCAAUAUGGACGAGGACGAAUGCCGCAGCAUCUUUAUCCAGGUCGCCCGCGCACUGUACCAUCUCCAUAUCAAAGCUGGUGUUGUCCACCGAGACAUCAAGGACGAGAAUGUGGUGCUUGACGGUGCUGGCAAUAUCAAGGUGAUUGAUUUCGGCAGUUCGGCGUACAUCAAGAAUGGACCUUUUGAUGUGUUUGUGGGGACUAUUGAUUACGCUGCUCCGGAAGUUCUGCAGGGCAAGUCUUAUAAAGGGAAAGAGCAGGAUGUAUGGGCGCUGGGAGUGUUGCUAUACACAAUCUGUUACAAAGAGAAUCCCUUUUACAACAUCGACGAGAUCAUGGACCGCGAACCACGGAUUCCGUUCGUCAUGUCGGAGGUUUCACUUGAUCUUAUCAAGACCAUGUUGGAUCGCGAUGUCGACAGACGCCCUACGAUCGAGCAAGUGAUCGCACAUCCAUGGUUCGAAGACUUACCGGGUCCCGAGGAAGCCCUUCUGGCGACAUCGCCGAUCGAUGCAAGCACAAGGAGGAAUCAGUAG
Tricharina praecox is the source of this 3423-nucleotide messenger RNA. RefSeq lists its product as uncharacterized. Gene Ontology annotation, molecular function: protein serine/threonine kinase activity; ATP binding. The record is from RefSeq and is a predicted model, not a curated record. NCBI's taxonomy places the organism in Eukaryota, Fungi, Ascomycota, Pezizomycetes, Pezizales, Pyronemataceae. Gene Ontology annotation, cellular component: nucleus; cytosol; cytoplasm. The coding region runs from base 1 to 3423 and encodes 1140 amino acids. The transcript is spliced from 4 exons. Gene Ontology annotation, biological process: intracellular signal transduction; protein phosphorylation; negative regulation of glycogen biosynthetic process.